This is a messenger RNA of Varanus komodoensis (Komodo dragon), 1827 nucleotides long. Its product is annotated as keratin, type I cytoskeletal 18-like. The coding region runs from base 1 to 1149 and encodes 382 amino acids. The transcript is spliced from 8 exons. NCBI's taxonomy places the organism in Eukaryota, Metazoa, Chordata, Lepidosauria, Squamata, Varanidae. Gene Ontology annotation, molecular function: structural molecule activity. The record is from RefSeq and is a predicted model, not a curated record.
AUGAACCUCAGUCACCAUCUCACCGCGAGCUUCAGCACCCGCUCGCACGGCUCCCUCCCCGCUCGAUCCUCUACGUACCGGGCCAGCCUGGGAGGCUUCCAGCCGGCGCUCUUCCGAGCGUCUUCCGGCGCUUCCCUUUCUCCCUCGCCCGCUUUCCUCCUCUCCUCGCUGCCCAGUUUGGAGAUCGACCCGAAGUUGCACCAGAUCCGCACGGAGGAGAAGGAGCAGAUUAAGGGGCUCAACAACCAGUUCGCCUCCUUCAUCAACAAGGUUGAAGAUCUUAAUAUGGAGAACGUCAGACUGCUUCUGCAAAUCGAUAAUGCCAGACUAGCAGCGGAUGACUACAACCAUAAGCUGGAAGUAGAGCAGGCUGCAUGUGACGGCGUGCAAAAGGACACCCAUGGCUUGCGCAAAAUGAUCGAUGACACCAACUUUCUCCGUAUGAAGUUGGAGGGGGAUCUGGAGUCCUUCAGAGAGGAGCUGGCUCACUUACGCAAAAGCCACAAGGAGGAAGUGGAGGCACUCAGUGCUUUGGUGGCCAACUCUGAUGUAACGGUGCAGGUGGAUAAUCCACAGAAGAAUGACCUGAGUGAGAUGAUUGCUGAGAUCCGGAAUCAGUAUGAGAAAGUGGCUGAGCAGAACCGUACUGAUGCUGAGAACUGGUACAAAACCAAGUUUGACUCCAUGUCCCAGGAAGCUGCUGUAAACACGCAAGCCCUGGAAGAAGCCAAGAAUGAAUUGACUGAGCUUCGCCGGCAGAUGCAAGGCCUGGAGAUCGAGCGGCAGACUCUCCAGAAAAUGGUAGAAACCUUGGAGAACACCUUGAAGAACACUGGUGACCACUAUCGCAACGACAUGGCUAAUCUCAACCAUGUCAUUGCCAAGCUGCAAGAUGACCUGGCAGCUUGCCGGGCUGACCUGGAGAGGCAGGCCCGAGACUACGAGACCCUUCUGGACAUCAAGAGCAAGCUUGAGAAUGAGAUUGAGCACUAUCGCAACUUGAUUGAGGGAGCAACAGUCAGAGGGGAGUUGCAGAGCUCAGGGAAAACAGAUACCAGAAGACAGACAAUUAAGAAGGUGGUGGUCACCACACAGGAAAUUGUGGAUGGGAAAGUGGUGGCACAGAGAUCCGAAGAAGUGAUUCACUAGGCUCUUCCUGUGUGCGAUGUGUAUUUUGCUUAUCCCUUUGUCAACAAUAUCUUCUAUUGAUCAAUAAAACAGUAUCUGGCAACUCCAAACAUCCUGUCUUGAAAUUUGCCUACACAGCUUAGGCAGGAUCCAUAUUAAAAAGGCAUCUGUGAAACCAAAAAUCGAAGUUUGCAUAAAAUAUGUAUCUAUACAGCACUACAAUGAUCAGAUGCUGCCAAAACUUUUUCCCAUCUACUUAAGACUGAGGCCUUAGCUCCAUAUAGCACUAAUGGAGUAGAGGGAAAUGCAGCUUUAAUAACUCCCACAGAAGAGGUAAAAAAGAGGCAAGGCACUCAAUGUUCUUCCAAGAUAGUUGUUUCCCCACUAUAUUGGGCAUACCUGGAGAAAAGUCUGCAUCAUCAAGUAUUCAGCAGUACAGUCAGUUUUCUUCUCUAAUUCCCAUACUUCACCCUAAUUGAUUUAACUGCUGGAAUGUGACCUGCCAUAUGGCUGGGCAACAUGCAUGCAGCACAGGCUUUCCACACAUUCUCACAACCAUCACUCUUUGUAAAACUGUAUGAGCAGAGUUCUCCAGCCAGCCCUACUACUUGGGUAAUCCUGUUAAAGAUGUCUCCCACCUCCAAGGACCAAGCUAGGUAUUCUAGACAAAUGCAUGAUCGGCUCCACAUUUGCCCAAAC